Messenger RNA from Anopheles coluzzii, 3381 nucleotides. It is a transcript of the gene wg, whose product is annotated as protein Wnt-1. The transcript is spliced from 5 exons. Gene Ontology annotation, molecular function: frizzled binding; cytokine activity. Lineage: Eukaryota; Metazoa; Arthropoda; Insecta; Diptera; Culicidae. The record is from RefSeq and is a predicted model, not a curated record. Bases 1583 to 2872 code for a protein of 429 amino acids. Gene Ontology annotation, cellular component: extracellular region. Gene Ontology annotation, biological process: canonical Wnt signaling pathway; neuron differentiation; cell fate commitment.
ACUUUCAAACCUGCCGGCCGGUACAAUAUGGCGGGCUUAACGUUGAUAAAUCGAGCGGUAGAAAUGAACACCCCGAAAUGAACACUGUUCCCAUGGAAACGGUGAGAGCACAGCGCUUCACUCUCGUCGGCACGCACACAAACAGUCGAUUCCUCUCUCUGUCUCUCACCGUGUCUUGGGAAUGAAACGAGAAGAUGCUUAGCAAACCCCGCCCACUUUAUUCACCAGGCACAGGCGGCUAGCAUGCGAGCACUAUGCAACCGAGUGGACAGAUGAGUGAAUUACAACCAAACCCGAGCGGUGUGCCCUCUCGUUAAGUUUUUCGCCAUUUUCCAACCGUUAAAAUUGCCAAAAAAGUUGGGAAAAUUCAACUUAUUACGGUUGCAAAUGAGUGAUUGCAGUAAAUUAAAGACUGUAGCUGCAAAUUCAGCUCAUUUGCGGCCCUGUGCAGCCUCAUUAAAAGGCCAGUUUUUGUGAAUGAAAUCGAUCGCUGUUCGAGGACCGUUCCCAGCUCAGGUAGGGCCACACAUCUGCGCAUAAGAGUUUCAUUUUCGGCUGCCGGUACCUCAGUAUGCAAUUUUGCCUCGAUCGGUGCGGUCCCUCGGCAUUCGGUGAGUGCGCUCCGCCGUGUGCAGGUAUUGGAUGAAUUUCGAGUGUCCCCGCGCGCACUGUGGUACCCGGUUUGUGGCACACACCGCUAGAACCCCUCGAGGGCACUACGGCCGUCCCGUUCGCACCAACGCGCGUAGCCAUAGGAAGCAGUGGCAGCAGCAUAGGCCAGCAUCACCAUCCCUGUGCGGGCACGAUCGUGAUUGAUGUUUGCGCUCGCCCCGGACGGAGGAGGACGGACUUUCUUUUUUUUCUAUCUAUCAGCCCCGAGAGCAUCGGGUUCGCCGGAGGUACUUCGGUGCGCGUUCGAGCAGCAAGUUUAGCUCGUGGCAGUUAGCAUCCUUGCGUUUAUGGUGCAGGACCGGCCUGAAGAGCCUUGCGUGACCAUCGGAUACAUACAUAUGCGAAGCGUGUGUGCGUGUGCAUUGUACGUAUGGGCAUUUGUAGUUUUACCGUACGAGCUUGCGUGCCAGCAGUAGUGUUUCGGUCUCGAUUGUUUGCACGUGCAUGUUGUUUUUGUGUUGUUGUUGUGUGCGGUGACUGUUAGUGAGCAUUAAUGGUGUAGCGCAAGUGAUAAUGAGCAGAUUUACUACCGCCGAUCGUGACCAUUGUUUGCACGUGCGGAUGAGGAUGAUCAUGUUGUUGAUGAUGGUGUCAUGCUAGCUGCAGCAAUCAAAGCAAUAAACCGCGUGGAAUUGUGGCAUUAUUUUUGGUUUUGCUUGCAUGAAACGAAAUUACGUUUUAAAAAGGAAGUUUAGAUAAACGCCUCAAUAAAAGGUGGAAUUUUGGAAGUGAAUUUUAACAGCUUAUUUCGUCUCCGUUGAGGCCCGUGUGUGAGUGCGUGUGAGCGAGUGUGUGUUUUGCUGUUUGUGAAGCAAGUGUACUCGGGAGCGUAUCAGUAACACGUUCUAGCCUCUAAAAAAAACUCCCAAAACCCGAAACAGAGUGCUUUUAUUUUUUGGUGAAUUGAAUCAUGAAUCUAGUGACGGUGUUUAUGGUGUGCCUGAUGGCCAUCAGUGCCUGGGCGGAGGUGGAAAGCAAAUCAAAGCCCGGCCGUGGCCGAGGAUCGAUGUGGUGGGGCAUCGCAAAGGCGGGCGAACCGAACAACAUCUCACCGCUCGCACCGGGCAUGGCCUAUCUCGAUCCGGCCAUCCAUGCGACGCUGCGGCGCAAGCAGCGCCGGCUGGCGCGCGAAAACCCGGGCGUACUGGCCGCCAUCGCCAAGGGCGCCAAUCUGGCCAUCAACGAGUGUCAGCAUCAGUUCCGGACGCGGCGCUGGAACUGCUCGACGCGCAACUUCCUGCGCGGCAAGAACCUUUUCGGCAAGAUCGUUGAACGAGGUUGUCGUGAAACGGCAUUUAUCUACGCGAUCACCAGCGCGGCGGUAACGCACAGUGUGGCGCGGGCGUGCAGCGAAGGUUCGAUCGAGUCGUGCACUUGCGAUUACUCGCACCACAACCGCGAACCGCAGAUGAACAACAUGGGCGUGGUGGCGGGCGUCGGCGACUGGGAGUGGGGCGGCUGCAGUGACAACAUCGGCUUCGGCUUCAAGUUUUCCCGCGACUUUGUCGACACCGGCGAGCGGGGCCGCACGCUGCGCGAAAAGAUGAACCUGCACAACAACGAGGCUGGCCGUGCGCAUGUACAGGCGGAGAUGCGACAGGAGUGUAAGUGCCACGGUAUGUCCGGCUCGUGCACGAUGAAAACGUGCUGGAUGCGGCUGAACAGCUUCCGUACGAUCGGAGACAUCCUGAAGGAUCGGUUCGACGGUGCGUCCCGGGUGAUGGUCAGCAACAGCUUGCGGAGCACGAGCGUGAACGAGAACACGCUGACGAAUCGCGCCGGCUCGGCUAACCUCAAGACGAACGCGAACAGUGUCGGUGGGUCGGCGAGCCCCAACAGUGUACUGAGCAACUCGAUCCAUGCUCGUGGCCAUCAGCAAAAGCGUGUCAAUCGGUAUAACUUCCAGCUGAAACCGUACAACCCGGAACACAAACCACCGGGCUCGAAGGAUCUGGUCUAUCUGGAACCGUCGCCCGGCUUCUGCGAGCGCAAUCCCCGGCUCGGCAUCCAGGGUACGCACGGUCGCCAGUGUAACGACACCUCGAUCGGCGUGGACGGCUGCGACCUGAUGUGCUGUGGACGGGGGUACCGGACGCAGGAAGUCACCGUGGUGGAGCGCUGCUCCUGCACCUUCCAUUGGUGCUGCGAGGUAAAGUGUAAGCUCUGCCGAGCGAAAAAAAUCAUCCACACGUGUCUGUAAAAAAAAAAACGAAAAAGGUGGACGAAUUUCCCAAGCUCCCGAAAUGUGUGUGUCCUUCAAUGCUCCCGGUGGGUGAAUCAUCUGUCGCCUGUUGCUCGUACCAUCGCGUCUCUGCUUUCGGGGCAACGUGUUUCCUUAUCUUAAAUAUUCGACUUUUGUUUUAAAACGUAUAAUGGAUCGGGACGGCGACGUACACGGUUUGGCCGUUCAGCGACGUGAGAGAAUGGAAUGCUGUGCCCAGGCCAGUGCCAGUGCGGUGGGAUUAAUAAUCUCGUACAUGGGGUGCGCGGGCCGAGGCGCGGUGGAUUUAUCGUGCUGGAAGCGCUGCACGGAAGGAGAGAACGAAAGAUAGCAGGCAACGAACCCCGCGUUUCGCUUUCGAUAAAAUCCAUCGAGUGUUGAGGCCAAGAAGGGGUUUGGGAUUUAUCUCGCUCUUGUCCCUGCUCUGCUCCAUGACACACAUUAACGCUGGAACAGGAAUAGAAAUUUUGAGCUCUAAGAAAAGAAAA